This is a messenger RNA of Corylus avellana, 1763 nucleotides long. Its product is annotated as branched-chain amino acid aminotransferase 2, chloroplastic-like. Gene Ontology annotation, molecular function: branched-chain-amino-acid:2-oxoglutarate transaminase activity. Gene Ontology annotation, biological process: branched-chain amino acid metabolic process. The record is from RefSeq and is a predicted model, not a curated record. NCBI's taxonomy places the organism in Eukaryota, Viridiplantae, Streptophyta, Magnoliopsida, Fagales, Betulaceae. Gene Ontology annotation, cellular component: chloroplast.
GUCUCCUCUUGCUUCUCUUGGUGUUCUUCGAGCGGCUUCUCCCUUUUUUCCUUAAUGCCGUUUUGGUCUGAAACUUGCAGGGCCAACGUCCGUUUUUAAAGAAAAUCGCCAAAAACAGAGCAUCUGGAUUGCCUUCUAAAAAGUGUUGCAGGCUUGGCUAGGCUGGGAGGCACUUGUCUGAAAAAACGCGCAAUUUUAAACGGAAAUCAUAUUUUCACGCAAAUAACCACCCAAAAUAUGAUCAAACGGUCGUGGUCUCUUCUUAUUUCUUGUUCCUCUCUCCGUCUCACUGGCAGUGGACUGCUUCUGACUGCGCGGCAGUCAUACUCGCUGUUUUCUGCCGCUUCUCAGCCUACAAAUAUGAGUGAAACAUCAGAAUUAGCUGACAUAGACUGGGACAACCUUGGAUUUGCAUUUCUUCCUACUGAUUAUAUGUAUAUCUUCAAAUGUACUCGAGGCCGGGAAUUCUCCAAAGGUGAAUUAAAGCGUUUUGGAAACAUCGAAAUCAGCCCGUCAGCUGGAGUCCUGAAUUAUGGACAGGGGUUGUUUGAAGGCUUGAAAGCCUACAGGAAACAGGAUGGUAAUAUUCUACUGUUUCGUCCUGAGGAAAAUGCACUGCGAAUGAGGCUGGGUGCAGAGCGGAUGUGCAUGCCAUCACCAACAGUUGAACAGUUUGUGGAAGCUGUGAAGGCUACUGUUUUAGCAAACAAACGUUGGGUUCCACCUCCAGGUAAAGGUGCCCUGUACAUCAGGCCAUUGAUAAUGGGGAGUGGAGCAGUUCUUGGUCUUGCACCUGCUCCAGAGUUCACCUUUCUGGUUUAUGUGUCACCUGUUGGAAACUAUUUUAAGGAAGGUGUGGCACCAAUACAUCUGGUUGUUGAACAUGAACUGCAUCGUGCAACUCCUGGUGGUACUGGAAGUGUAAAGACCAUAGGAAACUAUGCUGCAGUUCUGAAGGCGCUAUCUGCUGCAAAAGCGAAAGGCUACUCUGAUGUGCUAUACCUUGAUUGUGUCCACAAAAGAUAUCUAGAGGAGGUUUCCGCUUGCAACAUUUUUGUUGUGAAGGAUAAUGUUAUCUCCACACCUGCGAUAAAAGGGACAAUUCUACCUGGCAUUACUCGAAAGAGUAUAAUUGAUAUUGCUCGUAGCCAAGGGUUUCAGGUUGAGGAACGUCAUGUGGCAGUAGAUGAAUUGCUUGAUGCUGAUGAAGUUUUUUGUACGGGAACAGCUGUGGUUGUAUCACCUGUGGGCAGCAUCACUUUUAUGGGUAACAGGGUAUCUUAUAGAGAUGGUGGUGCUGGUGUUGUGUCACAACAUCUCUACUCUGUGCUUACCAGACUACAGAUGGGACUUACAGAAGACAAUAUGAAUUGGACUGUUGAGCUGAGGUAGGUAUUUUCAAAUGAACAUUUCUAGUUUGUGACGUCUGUAUAGGCAAGAAAUUGUCAAGUUUGCUCCAGUACCCAGUGAUCUUUAGGAGCUUUGGUUUGGUCUAGUUCAGAAGUAAUAGUGUCAUCGUAUGUUAGAUUUCACAGAUUUACUGGUGCAUAUAUUGUGAAAUCAAUUAAAAUUUUAAAUAAUGUGGCACCAUCAUAUAUACUAUUAAAUGCAUCAAAAAUCUUGACCGAUUUCACUUGAAAGAAGACCCUAUUCCCAACUUGUAAUCCAUGUCUUGGUAUACUAUUUCUGGCAAAUGUUAAGCCUAGUAUAUUAGCAAAUAUGUUUCACAACUAGUGUUUGAACAUGCGAAUUUUGCCGUUAGU